AUGCGCAUGCGCGGCGUCCUCCUCCUCCUCCUCCUCCUCUUCCAAUCCUGAGGGAAUAUCGUUGGUUGCCUAUCAGGCGAAGCCUUUGGGUCACUUGGCGGAGCUGCGGCUUCUGUGAUUGAUUGACAGGGGGAGGAGGAGGGGGUCUUUUAACGGUCGCUCGGAUAGACUUGGAAUGACUGCUGGGUUUUGAAUAUCUCCUAGUAUGUUGAAAAUCAGCUGUUGAAUCCUUCCUCUGAACUUCCAGAUGAAGUUAUAGAAUGGCAGCAGAAACUGUCUUUACAGGAGAUCAAAAUCAUAUACUAAAUGCUGUUCACAGGCAGUUUCAGACACAGAAUCUUCCAACAACUACCUCUGUACAGAAAAAUUCUCCUGAACCUGAUAACACAAUGGAGUCGUGGUUGAUGGAAGAAAGCUUGGUAUCGCCUCUAGUAACCGAGUAUGAUAAACAUCUAGAGGAAAUGAACAAAGAACUGAGAUACUGUCAGGUACAAAUGAGGGAGAUGAGAUUAAAACUUGAACAAGUCAUCAGUGAAAAUGAAAGAUUACAUGAAGAAUUGAAAGAGGCCAUUGAAAAGCAGUUGGACGGUCUACCAUCUGGUUCCGUUUCAAGGGAUGGUACAUUUAUGGAUCAAAACCUAAUAAGAAACCUUCAGGAACAACUACAACUAGCAAAUAAAGAAAAAGAAAAUGUGCUAGAACUGUGGCAGACUGUAUCACAGGAAUUGGGCCGACUUCAGCAGAUGUACCAGGAACAUAUGACAGAAGCACAAAUUCAUAUUGUUGAAAAGCAGAAACAAAAAGAUCAGUUGACAAGCUUUCAGCAGCUAACAAAACAACUGCAUUUAGCAAAUGAAAAAACAGAGUCCAUUAAUCAGGUAUUUCUGAAGACUGUAAUGGAACAGAAUGUUGAGCUGGAACAAUUGCGCAAGCAACAGAGACAAUCAAAAUUGGACUUGAGAACAGCUGCAGCAAAGGUUGAUGAAAUGAUCAGACUCACUGAGGAACUCCGUGCCCAGGUGGCCAGAAAGGAAGAAGAAGUGUUAGCUGCUCAGGAAAGAGAGGGUGCAUCUGAUAAGCGUUUGCAGCAGUUGCAGUCUAGCAUAAAACAGCUGGAGACAAGACUUUGUGUCACUGCCAAAGAUUCUGAAGUUGUACGGGCCGAAAGAUCAACCUUAGAAAAACAAAUCCAGGAGCUACAAAAAAAGUGUGUGGAGAUAGAAGGGGAGAAAUAUGAUGCUGUGGAAAAGGUCCGUGAUAGCUUGCAACUGUUAGAAGAAGCUAAUCUACAAAAGAGUCAGGCAAUGAUAGCUGAAAAACAAAAGGAAGAAGAAAUAAAAAAUAUGAAGGAAGCAGUUUCUCAGCUGCUUCAAGAUGCUGCUUCAAGAACUAGAAAAGAAGUAGAAAAUGAAAGAAAAAGAUAUAAUAUACAGAUUUCCCAGUUAACAGAAGAACUUACAGCACUUCAAAUGGAAUGUGGGGAGAAGCAGAGCCAAAUUGAGCGAGCUGUUAGAGAAAGACGAGCAGUAGAAGAAGAACUAGCAAAGAUAUACUGUGAAAGAAGAGGAAAUGAAGGUGAUUACAGAAAACAAGAAGAACUUUACCAAAGAUGUCUCGUUGCUGAACGGGCAAAAGAUGAUCUUCAGUUAAGUCUGCAAACAGCACAAAACAGAAUCAGACAUUUGGAAAUGAAGUUUUCCUUUGUUUUAAGCUAUGAGGAAGAAAUAGGCCGUUGUCAGGAAAUGAUCCACAAGUUGCAAAGUAUUCUAGACUCUGAAAGACAGAAUUGUGGCUCUGUCAGUGAAGAAUGCUUAAAACUACAGCAGGAGAAUGAACGGUUUCAGAAAGAAAUUGAAGAUUUGAGAAAAUUGGCCAUGGAGGCACAGCAAACUGCCAAAUUAAAGAUAAGCACAAUGGAGAAUGAACAUUUAAUAAAAGAACAUGGCUUUGAAGUACGACUGAAAGAAAUGGAAGAUGUGAAUCAAAACUCCACUGCUGAACUGAGACGUCUGUUGAUAGCCCAGCAGAAGGCAACUAACCUGUGGAAGGAAGAGACAAAGAAAUUAACAGAAGUUACAGAAACCAGAAUAAAUAAUUUGAAAAGUGAGCUGAGUCGUCAAAAAAUUCAUACCCAGGACUUACUUUGUCAGCUGGAAAGAGCAAACGAAAAGAUCAUUGAGAAUGAAAAAUUAAUGAUGGAACAUCAAGAAAAAGUCAACAGACUUCAAAGGCGACUAAGCCAGGCAGAAGAGAGGGCAGCUACAGCAUCUCAACAGCUCAGUGCAAUUACCAUGCAGAAGAAAAAGGCUGCCUCCUUGAUAGAGUUAGAAAAUAUUUAAAAGUAAUGUGUUCCUCCAGUUUAUAUGCUUAAGACUCAAGAGCAGACUUGAAACACUGAGCCAUGUCAUGCAGAGUGACUUUUUUUUUUUUUACAAAAAUCCUCUGUCACUUGAGCAAAGAAAAACAUUUUUGUGGCUUCCUCCCAAUAAACAUUAAACAGACAAUUGGAAAAAUUACAUGAUGAAUGAAAGCAAAGCCAGAUGGAAGGGUGGCUUCCCCUUAUCUGCGUGUAAAAAUAAAUGUACCAUGCACCACAA
Molecule: messenger RNA, 2597 nt
Organism: Sceloporus undulatus (fence lizard)
Lineage: Eukaryota; Metazoa; Chordata; Lepidosauria; Squamata; Phrynosomatidae
Gene: SCLT1
Product: sodium channel and clathrin linker 1
Exons: 22
Coding region: 261-2339 (692 amino acids)
Biological process (GO): cilium assembly; clustering of voltage-gated sodium channels
Cellular component (GO): centriole
Source: RefSeq, a predicted model, not a curated record